AUGUAUUUGAUAAAUUGGUCAAAUAUCGCUCGUUGUCUUGCAUCAUGGAAUAAAUACAUCUAUCUAUCUAUCUAUCUAUCUAUCUAUCUAUCUAUCUAUCUAUCUUUCUCAUCUGUUCAUAUCUAUCUAUCUAUCUAUCUACCUAUCUAUCUAUCUAUCUAUCUCAGUCUGUUUAUAUCUAUCUAUCUUCUGUUCAUAUCUAUCUAUCUAUCUAUCUAUCUAUCUAUCUAUCUAUCUAUCUAUCUAUCUAUCUAUCUCAGUCUGUUUAUAUCUAUCUAUCUGUCUGUCUGUUCAUAUCUAUCUAUCUAUCUAUCUAUCUAUCUAUCUAUCUAUCUAUCUAAGUGUGUUAAUAUCUAUCUAUCUAUCUAUCUAUCUAUCUAUCUAUCUAUCUAUCUAUCUAUCUAUCUGACCCUCUUCAAAUCUAUUUAUCUGGAUUCACAAUUCUUCGAUAUUCUUGUUAAACUCAGCAUUAUUUCGGAUUUUUUCCAUUCUUUCCAUUCUGACUCAUCAAAGAACAUUGCUCAUUCUUUUGCUGUUUCUUUCUUAUCUUUCUUUUAUGUCAUCAUCCCCAACCCCCGACGGUCUCUGCGCCUUUCUCUCUCCUUCCCUACCCGGCUCCGUUUUGAUCGCCGCCCCGUCAACAUUCUUUUUAUUUCCUCCUCACUUAUUUCCAUUUCCUAUCCGUUCCAUUCAGCACCUCUUGCCUCGUUUUCAGACUCACCCUACUCCUCGCCCCUCCCUCCCCCCUCCCUUUCACUCGUCUCGGUAGCCCCUACCUCUUCCUUUCUGUUCCUAUCUAUAUAUAUCUAUCUGAAUUUGUCCAUAUCUAUCUAUCUAUCUAUCUAUCUAUCUAUCUAUCUCAGUCUGUUCCUAUCUAUCUAUCUAUCUAUAUAUGUAUCUAGUCUGCUCCUAUCAAUCUCUCUCUCUCUAUCUAUGUAUCUAUAUCAGUCUGUUCCUAUCUAUCUAUCUAUCUAUCUAUCUAUCUAG
Messenger RNA from Acanthosepion pharaonis, 987 nucleotides. The record is from the annotation of a GenBank genome assembly. Lineage: Eukaryota; Metazoa; Mollusca; Cephalopoda; Sepiida; Sepiidae.